Messenger RNA from Amoebophrya sp. A25, 1258 nucleotides. NCBI's taxonomy places the organism in Eukaryota, Dinophyceae, Syndiniales, Amoebophryaceae. The record is from the annotation of a GenBank genome assembly.
CAUAGCUCCCAUUCCCAAGCGGAACAGCACGACGGACUCCCACAACCUCCAACAACAUACAACAUGCGCUUUCAUACCGCAAAGCAAGAGAUCGACUGGUUCAUCGGUUGGCCCUUCGAUGUCGAAUAAGAAUGACCGCUUCAACGCCUACGUCCCUCUUGAGCAGGAUAUUGACUGCGAGAAGGAGUUCCUUUGGCGAGAAACGGAGUUGUUUCUACUGGCUUAUUGCGCAUUGAUUAAGGCGGCAGCGAGUGCGACAAAUUCAUCUUUUGAAAAGCAUCUUUGUUUCUGUUCGACACGCGUCGUCACCAAGGGGGAAUGGGUCAAAGAUGUGCUUCAGGAUGAAAAUAGGGAAGGUCUAAAUUUGUCUCUGUACCAGCAGAGAGGGACGAACAUCAGCGAGAUGCCUUGUUCUCGAGUAUAAUACGCACAAUACCGAAAGCUCGGAUCCGUGCACAUGGUCAAGCAUUGCAGAGAAUGUCAAGGCGGGAGCUUCGAAACGGUGCGAAGAUGGCGUUGAACCAAUGUUAUGAAGUGCGACUUCUAGCUAUAGUAGUACCUCAUGUAGGCUUUGCUGCUUCUACCAUUUCUUCGUUCGCAUCAUAUCAGAUCGAGAUCUCCAAGUCAGCACCACUUCUGCUUCUCUGUCCUCCUCUUCUUUGACUUCGCUCUUCUAAUCUUCUCUCCUUUUAGCCACACGUUGGCCUUGGGUUGCGGCUGCUCCUACCGUGAAGGAAGAAACACGGUUGUCCAAACUAAUGAAGGAAAGAAACGACGACGACGACGAUGACCAGGAUAUGGCAAAUAUUGAUGCUGUUUUAGCAACGGUUUCCUUCGGCAAAGAUGAUGAUGAUGAUGAUAAAGGAGAUGAUGAAGGAAAUAACAGCAACUACGCGCAGAACUUUCCUACUGCUUCACCUGCUUCACCACCUGCGCCCCAAGACCCACCGGCGCAGGUUGCAACUCCUGCAGCGACGCCAGCACCAGCAACAGCAGUAGCAGCCAGUGCCUCUGAAUCAAAACCCGCUGCGACGACAGGUAAUCAACCGCAGAGUUUAGAAGAUGUGGGAGUUGGAUCUGGACAAAUGAUCAGUGUUUUGGAACAGGUGUCAAAAUCCCGCCAGUUGGACCAAUUUAUCAAAGAUCACACGCCCUUUUUGAGGAGAGUGAUGACGGCCGUAACGAAAGAUGAACUUGAACCCGAAGGCCGCCUUCUGCGAGUACCUCCUUACUGCUUGGACAAGCAUACGAGGCGUGG